This is a messenger RNA of Diplodia corticola, 1362 nucleotides long. Its product is annotated as glycoside hydrolase family 16 protein. The transcript is spliced from 3 exons. Gene Ontology annotation, molecular function: hydrolase activity, hydrolyzing O-glycosyl compounds. NCBI's taxonomy places the organism in Eukaryota, Fungi, Ascomycota, Dothideomycetes, Botryosphaeriales, Botryosphaeriaceae. The coding region runs from base 1 to 1362 and encodes 453 amino acids. The record is from RefSeq and is a predicted model, not a curated record. Gene Ontology annotation, biological process: glucan catabolic process.
AUGCCAGGCCGCAACCCCUUCUCCGAAUCCAGCGUCCCGCUGCAAAACACGGGCGGGCCUAGCGAUCCGCCGCCCUACGCCAUGCAUGCGACCGCGACCGAGGAAAAGGUGGCCGGCCCAUCGAAAUGGAAUCCCAAGUCGUGGGGCCUGAAGACCAAGAUCGCCGUCGCCGUGGGCAUUGCCGCCGUCAUCGUCGCCAUCAUCUGCGGCGCCUACUUUGGCGUGAGGAACAACGCCUACCCCAAUUACAGCAAACUCAAUUACAGUCUGCAGAAGACAUAUGAGGGUACCUCGUUUUUCGACGACUGGGACUAUUUCAACACUUACGAUCCUACCGGCGGCUGGGUCCACUACGUCGACAACGCCACGGCCGCGUCCAUGAACCUCACCUACGCCACCUCCUCCAAGGCCGUCGUCAAGGUCGACACGUCGGAGAACGGCGACUCGGCCAGCACCGGCCGCAAAUCCGUCCGCAUCACGUCGCGCGACACGUGGAGCAGCGGCCUCUUCCUCUUCGACAUCACCCACUCGCCCUACGGCUGCGGCACCUGGCCCGCCGUGUGGCUGUCGGACCCCUACAACUGGCCCGCCAACGGCGAGAUCGACGUCCUCGAGGGCGUCAACCAGAUCUCGGACAACAAGAACCAGAUGACGCUGCACACCACCGACGGCUGCACCAUGGACCGCAAGCGCAAGCAGUCGGGCAGCACCAUCCACGAAAACUGCUGGAACGCCACCAACGACAACGCCGGCUGCGGCGUCUACGGCUCCUCGACCUCCAUCGGCAAGGCCUUCAACAACGUCGGCGGCGGCGUCUACGCCGUCGAGUGGCGCGACGCCGGCAUCCGCAUCUGGUAUUUCGAGCGCGACAGCAUCCCCGACGACGUCGCCGCCAGCAACAGCAGCAGCAGCACCACCACCCCCGACCCCAGCACCUGGGGCGAGGCCGCCGCCGACUUCCCCAGCACCGACUGCGACAUCGGCAGCCACUUCCGCAACAUGAGCAUCAUCGUCAACAUCGACCUGUGCGGCGACUGGGCCGGCGCCGAGUCCAUCUACACCGACGAGGACGAGUGCCCCAGCACCUGCGAGAGCUACGUCACGAACAACGCCACGCAGUUCGAGAAGGCUUACUGGGAGUUCAACAGCUUCAGGGUGUAUACCGCCGCCGGCGAGGCCGCGGCCAGCACCGCGGCGGGAGGCUCGUCGGCCACGGCGACAAGCUCGGUGGUGGGCGUGUCGUCUGUGGCGACGACGACGACGUCUGUUGUGGCGACGACGUCGGCGGCGGCGGGGCCGGGAGGCGACCAGAACAAUAAUAAUAACAACAACAAUAACAACAACAACAACGGCGGUGGAUAA